AUGCCGCUACCGAUCUUUCUUCUCUCGAUUCUGGCGUCCGCCUGCGCAACAUCGUACUUUUCAAUGGACCAGCUACCCAGUAUCAUGUCAAUAGACAAAAUACCGGCAAUCAAGGAACUCGACAAUCCGCAAUUUUUGACCACACACGCAGAUGCAUCGCUUACCGCUCUAGGACUAGUAAAAAAAUACGGUUACAAUGGAGAGCAGCACAAGGUGGUCACCUCUGACGGUUACAUUUUGAAAUUGCAUCGGAUAACAGGACAAACUAAUUUUAACAACUCGCAAGUGCAAGUACAAAAACCUGUGGUAUUUAUAAUGCACGGUCUAUUGUGCAGUUCAGCAUGUUUUAUCAUUGCCGGACCGGAGAAAGGUUUAGCUUUUGUUCUGGCGGACGCAGGAUACGACGUGUGGCUCGGUAAUGCACGUGGCAAUGUAUAUUCACGCAAACAUAAACUUCCGGCUAUUCAAAAGAAACUUUACUGGGAUUUCAGCUGGCAUGAAAUUGGCGUAUAUGACCUUCCAGCUAUGAUAGAUUAUGUCGUGAAAACCACUGGUCGCGAAAAAAUGUUUUAUCUGGGGCAUAGCCAAGGUACCACUGCUUUCUUCGUCAUGUCAACGGAAUUGCCAGAAUAUCAAAACAAAAUCCAGGCGAUGUUCGCGUUAGCACCAGUCGCUUUUUGCAGCAGAAUGAGAAAUCCCAUUUUUCAAUUCCUGGCAAGAUUCUCUAAUCCUUUAAACGAAUUGUUAAAAUUAAUUGGCAUUUACGAAUUCACGCCUACUAAUAAAAUCAUGAAACAGUUCCAAGAAAUGGUAUGCGCAGAAGAUGCUAUCACGCAACCCUUGUGCGCUAAUGUGAUCUUCUUGAUCACUGGAUUCAACAAAGAUCAGUUUAAUAUGACUCUUUUACCAUUAAUUCUGAAACAUACUCCGGCUGGCUCAGCCACGAAACAAAUAAUGCAUUACGCACAACUUAUCAAAAGUGGAUCUAUUAUUACAUCGGGGAAAUUUAGACAAUACGACUACUCAUUUAUCGCCAAUUUGAUGAAAUAUGGCACGUUUAAUCCUCCGAAAUAUGACUUGGGAAAAAUUAAAGUACCGGUUUCAUUGCAUUAUGGUGCCAACGAUUGGUUAGCACAUGUGGAUGAUGUUGAUCAAUUAGAGAAAGAACUUGGCAAUCCGCUUGGAAAAUUUCUCGUUCCACAUGAAAAGUUUAAUCAUUUGGAUUUCAUGUGGGCUAAGGAUGUUAAAGAACUUUUGUAUAACAAGAUAUUAAAUCUGAUGACACGUUUCUGA
Cyphomyrmex costatus is the source of this 1293-nucleotide messenger RNA. Its product is annotated as lipase 3-like. The record is from RefSeq and is a predicted model, not a curated record. The transcript is spliced from 8 exons. Lineage: Eukaryota; Metazoa; Arthropoda; Insecta; Hymenoptera; Formicidae. Bases 1 to 1293 code for a protein of 430 amino acids. Gene Ontology annotation, biological process: lipid metabolic process. Gene Ontology annotation, molecular function: hydrolase activity, acting on ester bonds.